Messenger RNA from Sphenostylis stenocarpa, 459 nucleotides. The record is from the annotation of a GenBank genome assembly. NCBI's taxonomy places the organism in Eukaryota, Viridiplantae, Streptophyta, Magnoliopsida, Fabales, Fabaceae.
AUGUGCAAAGACGCUCACUCCAUCUUGCAGAACAUAGUCUCCGCUCUCGUCAACUCCAACUACGUCGGCACCGUCUCCUUCUUUGCCUAUGGCGACACCAACCGCAUUCCGCUGCCCAUCCAACACGCCCUCUUCAGCACCGCCGUCGCUCUCAACCACAUCCCCGCCAAUGUAAAAGAUAGGGACAAGAAGAUCCUAGACAAUCCCGUCCCCGCUAACUAUUUGAUCAUAUCUGACUACAGAGGCCUCUCACCGCGCUUUACCAACUCAGCAUGCGAAGGUACAACAUUCUCCUCGUGUAUCUGCCCAAGUUUCUCCCUCCCUCUUCGUCGCCGCCAAAGUCGUUUGGCCGGCGGUGGCCCUCUCCACGUUGUCGAUUCCGACUCUGCCUUCGCCUCUUUUAAACCCACCCCUCUCCCUGAACAGUUGACUCCAAAUCGGAAAAGGAAAAGGGAUUAG